GCUUCUUCAUCCAGAGAUAGCUAGAUUUGAUAAACAUGGAAGAAUGGCAGAAAAUAAGCCGAUUUUCAAGCGCUCAAUUGUCUAAUUUACAUUCCAUAUUAAAGAGGAUAAGACAAUUCAUGCCAACCGCUAACUAAUAUACCAUUUCUUCUCCCUCUGUCUCUCUCUUUCAUACACGCAUUAGCAGAUCAAGCAUUCUAAUUCCCAUUUCCAUUGGCCUCGCAUUUCGGCUUUUCAGGCCUCUCUCUCUGGUUCCCACCAUAGAGGAGGAGUUAUGGAGUCUCAUAAUGUGAAAGAGACUCUUGAUUCACCUAGGGCUGGUUCUCCAGACAGCACUAAUGGAAAUGUUAACAGUGAGACUCAGGAUACAACCAGUGAUGAUGUUGAAAAGAAGGUUGCAAACGUUAUUGGAAGAAGUAGAGGUGGAAUCUCUGGCUCUUGGUCAUCCGAGGAUAUUUCUUCUUUAACCAAGGAGAAUGAGGAGGGUAUUAAUGAAUGCUCUCCAGGAGAAGCCCUUGUGGAAGGCAAUGAUGGAUGCUCUGAUGUAGAGGAAGGUGUUCUGCAUGGCUUAAGAAGCACAGAAUCUGAAACAGCUUUUUCCAAGGCUAGUACUUCUGACUCUGAAGAUCUCCACCAACGCCGCCGCUACAGUCCUCUAUAUUUGUCUGGCUUCUUUGGUAUGCUGAAAAAACGAUCUGGAAUAAAAUUUCAAGCUUUCCCUUAUCGAAUAAAUGUCCCCAAGAUCCCCGGAAAAAAAUCAAAAAGGAUUACAGAUACCACGACUCUGUUACUGAAUCCUCCUUUGGAUGCUGAACUAUAUUGUUUGAGAUCUUCCUGGAAGAACUUUUCCCUCGAGGAACUCCAAAAUGCAACCAAUGGCUUCAGCCCUGAGAAUUUGAUUGGGCAAGGAGGCUAUGCUGAAGUUUUCAGAGGGGAAUUGCCAAGUGGGCAACUUGUUGCAAUAAAAAGGCUAACAAAGGGUUCCACUGAAGAUAUGGCAACAGACUUUUUAUCUGAGCUUGGAACUAUAGUCCAUGUUGAUCAUCCCAAUAUUGCUAAAGUGAUUGGUUAUGGGGUUGAAGAAGGCAUGCACCUUGUUCUGCAAUUAUCUCCGCAUGGGAGCCUGGCAUCAUUACUAUAUGACUCAAAGGAAAAACUGAAUUGGAACAUCAGAUAUAAGAUUGCUGUGGGGACUGCCAAUGGCCUUUCAUAUCUUCAUGAGGGAUGUCAAAGGAGAAUUAUCCAUAAAGAUAUCAAGGCUUCGAACAUAUUGCUCUCAGAGGAUUUUGAGCCUCAGAUUUCUGACUUUGGGUUGUCAAAAUGGCUACCGGAUCAGUGGACUCAUCACACUGUAUCCAAAGUCGAAGGCACAUUCGGUUACCUUCCUCCUGAGUUAAUCAUAGAUGGCAUAGUAGAUGAAAAAACAGAUGUUUAUGCUUAUGGAGUACUACUAUUAGAGCUCAUCACCGGAAAGCAAGCUUUGGACUGUUCACAGAAAAGCCUUGUAACGUGGGCCAAACCUUUGAUCCAAAAGAAUAACUUGAAGGAGCUGGUUGAUCCCACACUAGGCGACGCCUAUGACAUGGAACAAUUGCAACGGUUGGCCUUGACAGCUUUCAUGUGCGUGCAUCAGUGUUCAGACAAUCGACCCCAAAUGAGCCAGGUUCUGCAACAUUUACAGAGUGCAGAAGGCCUAUUGGAACUUGUUGAGGAAAGCCUGAGCUCGGAAAGCUUUAUCAGGACAGACUCAGAUGAGCUUCUUGAUGCCAAUGAAAUCAACACAUCCAUGAGCUUAGAUGAUCUGAAUCGACACAUGGAGAUUGUUUUGGGAUCGCCUACUGAUAUUUAAAACCCAAAUUCACCUUCGAAAAUAUCAGCCCUGGAGCAGUUCAGGAUUCUGGGAACCUGAGAAACCAAACCAAAGUUGAUCGGAAAAAAUAAAACCAAAUGCACAAACUACUUUAUCUAUACAAACUGACAUGACAACAUUUUGCUCUGACAACAUUGAAGGAGUGAUAAGGUCUAUUUAUAUAUAUACAAGUUCAUAAAAAAUGUCUGUACAUAUAAAUUUGCUUUUUUAAAACUCCGAGAGCAAUAGGGUUUAGUCUUUGAAUUCUGUCUGUGUAAACAAAAUAUGAGCGAAGAAGAAACCUGAACUGAGAUUGAUUAUAAAUUUAUGAUUUUAGGAACCAAUUUUUUUUUCAGGAAAUUUGUGUCUUACAAGAUUAUUAGAUAGUAAAAACUUUUCUUUUUCA
Messenger RNA from Mangifera indica (mango), 2255 nucleotides. RefSeq names its product receptor-like cytosolic serine/threonine-protein kinase RBK2. The record is from RefSeq and is a predicted model, not a curated record. NCBI's taxonomy places the organism in Eukaryota, Viridiplantae, Streptophyta, Magnoliopsida, Sapindales, Anacardiaceae. The transcript is spliced from 9 exons. Bases 275 to 1849 code for a protein of 524 amino acids. Gene Ontology annotation, molecular function: ATP binding; protein kinase activity. Gene Ontology annotation, biological process: protein phosphorylation.